AUGAACUGCAUCAAAGCCCUACAAAGCGGUAUAUUUUCAUUUCGAUCACUUCCAAUAGUAAAUUUACCCUCAAAGCGGUUCAGGAGAAAAUUUCCCUGUGAUGUGUGCUGCCACACUCCGUAUAAGAAACCGUGUUUUGACAUAAACAGCGUUACUGUUGAACGAGCAACUGAUAAACAUGGCAGACUAAUAAAAUCAUUCCUCUAUAACCACUAUUGGCCGCGUGAACCUAGCGUCGUUGGACUAUGGAUGAGUCUUGACUGUCCCUACCUUGAAAUAAUCACGGAUAGAUAUUCUUUUUCUGGCGACCGGUUCCUUGCCUUUGAGUUAAUAAAGCGCACCAAUGAAAGAAAUUUGGCUGGUGUCUGCGUAGCCAACAAGACAUUCCCAUGGAUGAUAGGCGAGCUCGAAGAUUGGGCACACUUCACAGCAUCACAGCCUGAACGAAACAGAAUGUACUUCAUCGCCCAUUGCUUGAAGAGUCCUAAUUUAUUUGCGAAAUACAACGUGGACUAUUUGUAUGAUGUUGAAAUUCUUGGAACAUCAGACGAGGUAGCAGGUCAAGGAGUUGGCCGGCUUCUCCUGCAGACAGUCCUGAAACACGCAAACGAACUCCGACAUGCAGUGGUUCAAGUGAUUGCUGUUAAUCAAUAUACUGCUAGGAUCUGUGAAAAGUGUGGGAUGAAACGGGAAUGGUCGAUGGAUUACUCUGAGUUCGUGGAUGACGCCGGUCAGAGAGUGUUCUUCCCACGGCGGCCGCAUCAUACGGUUGCUGUUUAUGUGAAACAUUUUGAACCAUCGCUUGGUGGUCGUUUACCAUGCAAACCGCCAUACUUGAAGUAG
Molecule: messenger RNA, 843 nt
Organism: Danaus chrysippus (African queen)
Lineage: Eukaryota; Metazoa; Arthropoda; Insecta; Lepidoptera; Nymphalidae
Source: the annotation of a GenBank genome assembly